CAAACCCAGCCACUCAAAACCAGACACAUUUAUCAACCAUACCAACUUCAUUUCUUGAAACUUUCCGUUGUGUCUCUUAAAAAGAGGAUCGAGAAUUGAGAAAUUCAACUUAUAUAUUACAUUCAUAUAUAUAAUGUUGAUCUGUCUUUGAGCGUGUGGAGAAGAGGAGAAGAAACAAAAAUGGCGACACUUGGACAAAAGCACGAGGCGUCUCUAGUAUAUUCUCAAGGUUGCUGCCCAACCACUUUUUUCAGCAUACCAACAAUAUCUCAGUCUCAGAUCACAGUAAGCAAACCCAGAAGCAGUACUUCGGAGUGUCGACACAAUUUUGCGGCAACGACAGCUUCCUCAAUUUUUCCGAACACACAGUUCACUAAUCAUGAAUCUCUUCCGUCUCUCCAGGAAUCGUUCACUGAGUUUGUUAGAGUAUAUCCUCAAUACUCUGAGACUGAGCAAGUGGAUCUCGUCAGGGCUGAAGAAUACUACCAUCUUUCUGUUUCCAAAUAUACAUGCCUUGAUUAUAUUGGAAUUGGUCUCUUCUCUUAUUACCAAUUGCAACGCCAUGACACUUUGAAAACCCAGAUUGCUUCUUCUUCAAUCCCUCAGGUGCCUCAAUAUUCAGAGGCUCCCUUCUUUAGUAUAUCGUACAAGACAGGGAAUCUGAAGACUCUGUUGCUUCACGGGGGGCAAGAAUCAGAAUUUGAGACUACCAUGAGGAAGAAAAUCAUGGGUUUCUUGAAUAUUUCUGAUAAUGAUUACUUCAUGGUGUUCACUGCGAACAGAACAGCAGCUUUUAAAUUAGUGGCCGAGUCUUACCCUUUCCAGUCGAAUCGGAAGCUUCUGACAGUUUAUGACUACGAGAGUGAAGCUGUGGAGACUAUGAUUAGCUGUUCAGAGAGAAGAGGAGGCAGAGCUCUGUCGGCAGAGUUUUCAUGGCCACGUCUCAGGAUACAGUCGACAAAAUUGAGGAAGAUGAUUGAAGGUAAGACAAAGUGCAAGAAAAAGAGAGGGCUUUUUGUGUUUCCACUUCAUUCUAGAGUAACAGGAGCGAGAUAUCCUUAUCUGUGGAUGAGCGUAGCACAGGAAAAUGGCUGGCAUGUGUUGAUCGAUGCUUGUGCAUUGAGUCCAAAAGACACGGAUAGCUUUGGCCUCUGUGUGUUUCGCCCAGAUUUUCUCAUCUGUUCUUUCUAUAAAGUAUUUGGGGAAAACCCAUCUGGAUUUGGGUGUCUCUUUGUUAAAAAAUCUGCCAUUUCAGUUCUGCAAGCUUCUUCUUGUGGAGGAAUUGUCAAUCUUAUACCAGAAAGAAGACUAUUUCAGGUACCAGAGGAUUCUUCAGGUACUCAAGUAGACCAAAAAGCAACCUCUAUCUUACAACAAGAAUUAGAGUCUCUGACCUCUUUCUCUGGUCGUAUAGAAUCUAAGAAAGUUGAAGAAGGAGUGCUAUCUAAACUUCAGAUCACCGAACGAGAUGAAGUAAAAAAACGCAACACUGUUGAGAAUCCAGAAAGAAGGAAAGUCCCAGACGAUAAAAAUGGAAGCUUUGAUAUUGAAUGCAGGUGUUUAGAUCAGGUGGACUCUUUAGGGUUAACAGUAAUCAACAACAGAGGAAGGUACCUUGUAAAUUGGCUGGUGAACUCAUUGCUGAAGCUGAAGCAUCCAAACACGGAAGGGGUUCCUUUGGUAAAGAUUUAUGGUCCAAAGAUAAGAUUUGACAGAGGGCCUGCUUUGGCUUUCAAUGUGUUUGAUUGGAAAGGAUCAAAGGUUGAACCUGUUCUUGUACAGAAACUUGCUGACAGAAACAACAUUUCUCUGAGCUAUGGAUUCCUCCACCAUUUAUGCUUCGCAGAUAAGUAUGUGCAAGAGAAGGGAAGGGUUUUACAAACCAAAGAAGGUGGUGUAGGCAAAGGAGUGAAGAUGGAAAAGAAGAAAGAUGGAUCACAGAAGCUAGGGAUAACUGUGGUUACUGCUGCGAUAGGAUUUCUGGCAAAUUUUGAAGAUAUCUACAAGCUCUGGGCUUUUCUUGCACGGUUUCUUGAUGCUGACUUUGUGGAGAAGGAGAGAUGGAGAUACACUACUCUAAAUCAGAAAACAAUUGAAAUUUAGCUUCUUUUUUCUUUUGGGAAGCUUUGUUUGUUCUUGUGGAGUAUAAAAUUGGCUGAAGAUUUAAUAAGAUUAAGAUUCAAAAUUCGUACAUUUGUCUAUGUCUACUAUAGUGUCAUGUCCCUUUAUCAAAGCAAGAUUGGGUGGAUAUAGUGGUUUCCUGGCUAGCCGGUUCUGCUAUAAACUUUGUAUAUGCACAUGACCAAGUAUGUUGUGAUCAUGCUUGUAUGAUACGCAUGGCUUUCGAAGAAAAAUCAGCCCAAAAAGAAAUUGUGAAUUGUGACUAAAUAUUCCCAAAA
This is a messenger RNA of Prosopis cineraria, 2399 nucleotides long. RefSeq names its product molybdenum cofactor sulfurase. Lineage: Eukaryota; Viridiplantae; Streptophyta; Magnoliopsida; Fabales; Fabaceae. Bases 181 to 2103 code for a protein of 640 amino acids. The record is from RefSeq and is a predicted model, not a curated record. The transcript has a single exon.